Acomys russatus (golden spiny mouse) is the source of this 3211-nucleotide messenger RNA. RefSeq names its product glutamate ionotropic receptor AMPA type subunit 3 (gene Gria3). The transcript has 16 exons. Gene Ontology annotation, biological process: synaptic transmission, glutamatergic; modulation of chemical synaptic transmission; monoatomic ion transport. Bases 235 to 2901 code for a protein of 888 amino acids. Gene Ontology annotation, molecular function: AMPA glutamate receptor activity; transmitter-gated monoatomic ion channel activity involved in regulation of postsynaptic membrane potential. The record is from RefSeq and is a predicted model, not a curated record. Gene Ontology annotation, cellular component: postsynaptic membrane; plasma membrane; AMPA glutamate receptor complex. NCBI's taxonomy places the organism in Eukaryota, Metazoa, Chordata, Mammalia, Rodentia, Muridae.
GAGAGAGAGAGGAAGAGAGAAGAGAGGGAGAGAAGAGAAGAGGAGGAGGCGGCGGCGGAGGAGGAUUAGUGUGGGGUGGAAAGGAAGAGUGAGCGAGCAAGAGCAAGUUGAGGGUUGGGGGUGUAAGAGCCGGCGAAUUCUUUUUCUUUUUCUAUUAUUAUUUUGACGACUCUCGAGUUGCGCCCAUGCUCUUGUCAGCUUCGUUUUAGGCGUAGCACGGCCAGGCAGAAGAAAAUGGGGCAAAGCGUGCUCCGGGCGGUCUUCUUUUUAGUCCUGGGGCUUUUGGGUCAUUCUCACGGAGGAUUCCCCAACACCAUCAGCAUAGGUGGACUUUUCAUGAGAAACACCGUGCAGGAGCACAGUGCUUUCCGCUUUGCUGUGCAGUUAUACAACACCAACCAGAACACCACUGAGAAGCCCUUCCAUUUGAAUUACCACGUAGACCACUUGGAUUCCUCCAAUAGUUUUUCUGUGACUAAUGCUUUCUGCUCCCAGUUCUCCAGAGGGGUGUAUGCUAUCUUUGGAUUCUAUGACCAGAUGUCAAUGAACACCCUGACCUCCUUCUGUGGGGCCCUCCACACAUCCUUUGUCACACCUAGCUUUCCUACUGAUGCAGAUGUGCAGUUUGUCAUCCAGAUGCGUCCAGCAUUGAAGGGUGCCAUUCUCAGUCUUCUGGGUUACUACAAGUGGGAGAAGUUUGUGUACCUCUAUGACACAGAACGAGGGUUUUCCAUCUUACAAGCAAUUAUGGAGGCAGCAGUGCAAAACAAUUGGCAAGUGACAGCAAGGUCUGUCGGAAACAUAAAGGACGUCCAAGAAUUCAGACGCAUCAUUGAAGAAAUGGACAGAAGGCAAGAAAAACGAUACUUGAUUGACUGUGAAGUCGAAAGGAUUAACACAAUUUUGGAACAGGUUGUGAUCCUGGGAAAACAUUCAAGAGGUUAUCACUACAUGCUUGCAAACCUGGGUUUUACUGACAUUUUACUGGAAAGAGUCAUGCAUGGAGGAGCGAAUAUUACAGGUUUCCAGAUUGUCAACAAUGAAAACCCAAUGGUUCAGCAGUUCAUACAGCGCUGGGUGAGACUGGAUGAAAGGGAAUUCCCUGAAGCCAAGAAUGCACCACUAAAGUAUACAUCGGCAUUGACACAUGACGCAAUACUGGUCAUAGCAGAAGCCUUCAGAUACCUGAGGAGGCAACGAGUGGAUGUAUCCCGCAGAGGCAGUGCAGGAGACUGCUUAGCAAACCCUGCUGUGCCCUGGAGUCAAGGAAUUGAUAUUGAGAGAGCUCUGAAAAUGGUGCAAGUUCAAGGAAUGACUGGAAACAUCCAAUUUGAUACUUAUGGACGUAGGACAAAUUAUACUAUUGAUGUAUAUGAAAUGAAAGUCUCAGGCUCUCGAAAAGCCGGUUACUGGAAUGAGUAUGAACGGUUUGUGCCCUUCUCAGAUCAACAAAUGAGCAAUGACAGCGCAUCCUCAGAGAACCGGACCAUUGUAGUGACUACCAUUUUGGAAUCACCAUAUGUAAUGUAUAAAAAGAAUCAUGAACAACUGGAAGGAAAUGAGCGCUAUGAAGGCUAUUGCGUUGAUUUAGCCUAUGAAAUAGCCAAACAUGUAAGGAUCAAAUACAAAUUGUCCAUUGUCGGUGAUGGGAAAUAUGGAGCAAGGGAUCCAGAGACUAAAAUAUGGAAUGGCAUGGUUGGGGAACUUGUCUAUGGAAGAGCUGAUAUAGCUGUUGCUCCACUUACUAUAACAUUGGUCCGUGAAGAAGUCAUAGAUUUUUCAAAGCCAUUUAUGAGCCUGGGAAUCUCCAUCAUGAUAAAGAAGCCUCAAAAAUCAAAACCAGGCGUAUUUUCAUUCCUGGAUCCUUUAGCUUAUGAAAUCUGGAUGUGCAUUGUCUUCGCUUACAUUGGAGUCAGUGUAGUUCUCUUCCUAGUCAGCAGAUUUAGCCCUUAUGAGUGGCACUUGGAAGACAACAAUGAAGAACCUCGUGACCCACAAAGCCCUCCUGAUCCUCCAAAUGAAUUUGGAAUAUUUAACAGUCUUUGGUUUUCCUUGGGUGCUUUUAUGCAGCAAGGAUGUGAUAUUUCUCCAAGAUCACUUUCCGGGCGCAUUGUUGGAGGGGUUUGGUGGUUCUUCACACUGAUCAUAAUUUCUUCCUACACUGCAAACCUUGCUGCUUUCCUGACUGUGGAGAGGAUGGUGUCCCCCAUAGAGAGUGCUGAAGACUUAGCCAAGCAAACUGAAAUUGCGUAUGGGACCCUGGAUUCUGGUUCAACAAAAGAAUUUUUCAGAAGAUCCAAAAUUGCUGUGUAUGAGAAAAUGUGGUCUUACAUGAAAUCAGCAGAGCCAUCUGUGUUUACCAAAACAACAGCUGACGGGGUAGCCCGAGUUCGCAAGUCCAAGGGAAAGUUCGCCUUCCUGCUGGAGUCAACCAUGAAUGAGUACAUUGAGCAGAGAAAGCCGUGCGAUACGAUGAAAGUUGGUGGAAAUCUGGAUUCCAAAGGCUAUGGUGUGGCAACCCCUAAAGGCUCAGCAUUAAGAACGCCUGUAAACCUUGCAGUAUUGAAACUCAGUGAACAAGGCAUCUUAGACAAGCUGAAAAACAAAUGGUGGUACGAUAAGGGGGAAUGUGGAGCCAAGGACUCCGGGAGUAAGGACAAGACCAGUGCUCUAAGCCUGAGCAAUGUGGCAGGCGUGUUCUAUAUACUUGUCGGAGGUCUGGGGCUGGCCAUGAUGGUGGCUUUGAUAGAAUUCUGUUACAAAUCACGGGCAGAGUCCAAACGCAUGAAACUCACAAAGAACACCCAAAACUUUAAGCCUGCUCCUGCCACCAACACUCAGAAUUACGCUACAUACAGAGAAGGCUACAACGUGUAUGGAACAGAAAGUGUUAAGAUCUAGGGGGUACGGUCAAGAUCCCUUCCCACUGGAAGCAUGCAAUGAGAGGAAAUCACUGAAAACGUGGCUGCUUCAAGGAUCCUGAGCCAGAUUUCACUCUCCUUGGUGUCGGGCAUGACACGAAUAUUGCUGAUGGUGCAAUGACCUUUCAAUAGGAAAAACUGAUUUUUUUUUUCCUUCAGUGCCUUAUGGAACACUCUGAGACUCGCGACAAUGCAAACCAUCAUUGAAAUCUUUUUGCUUUGCUUGAAAAAAAUUAAAAUAAAACCAACAAAAAAUGGACAUGCAAGAUUCCAGUAUGCGGAAAACAAAA